CAAGAUGAGCGUCCGCCGGAAGUUUAAAACUGCCCACCUUUGCGUCAGAUGCAAUCAGUGUUUCCCAGCUGUGUUUAUUAGCGUGGUCCAUGGCAGCAUGGCUCCUAUGUCCCUCCCAUGCCUCCGCUGAAGCCCGCGGUAAGUAGCUGCAGAGGCCCCUGCACCAGAUCUCUGCCCCCGGCUGUCACCAUGGCCAGGAGCGGGUUCUGCGACUCCAAGCCAAUGCUGGACUUGCACAAAAAGGCAGAUGAGAGGAGGGCCCCACUACGAACUUGGGCGAAUGCCUGUGGGUCUAUAGAUCGCUGUCAGCCUGUAGAAGAAGAGUCCAGGACGGCCCCGGUCAAACUGGAGCCAGAGCACAGAUGGGAACGAAGGCUAUCAGCACAAACCAGUGAAAGCAUCCUAAUGGGUUUCCAUGAAGACAGCAGGACAUGCAUGGCUGCGGAGGGCUGUGUAGAGGCUCCAGUGCUGCUAUACCCUCAUGGCCUGCAAGGACUUCACAGCCUCCAUGCUCUGGUUCCCAGUUUACUGAGACUCGAAGUAGAAACGGCGCUUGAGAAACUGGGCCUAUCGGAUCGAACAUAUGCCUGGGAAGUGUUCUUGGAUAUGAUGAAAACUCAAAUGCGAAACUCCCUCCCCAGUGCUGAUCUUUCCCGCCACUUCACUGAUGCCACUCGAGCGAUCCUGGUAGACUGGAUCAUUCGGGUCCAUGAGUUGCUGCAGUUCCAGGAAGAGACCCUCUAUCUGGCAGUACACCUCCUCAACCGCUCCCUUCGACAGCUGAAGGUGACCACAGCCAACCUGCAGCUCCUUGGCAUAAUUUGCCUCUUCCUUGCAGCAAAGAAAGAGGAAAGCCUCCUCCCAGAUGUGGCUGGACUCUGCAGCCUGAUGGACCACACCUACACAAAACGUCAGCUUCUGCGGAUGGAACGCAAAGUUCUGUGUGCGCUCAACUUUGAGGUCUCCCACUGUCCCCCGCUGCACUUCCUCCUCCUGUUCGCCUCUGUGGCUCGCUGUAGUGCUACGGUGGUGUGGGUGGCUCGUUAUCUGCUGGAGCUCUCUCUGCUGGAAGGCCAGUGUGUGGUGUUUCUGCCCGUACAGCUGGCUGGAGCAGCCCUCUGCCUGGCCCGCCAAGUUCUACAGGAGUGUUCAACACCAGAGGGAGAGGCUGCGUGGUGCCUGGCUUCCAGCAUCCACGUUGGCAGUGAGCCUACUCUGCUGAGGAUCAUGCAUAUUCUUGCUGGUGCUGCAGCCAAAGCCAGCACACAAGAGACUUGUGCUACGUUCAUCAAAUUUUCAUCCGCAGAGACAUUACAAGUCAGUAGACACCCAGGUCUAAUUAAUGCUGCAGGUCUGCUGGGUGCCUGCAGUUGACACGUCUGAGUUGCUUCUCUGCUAAGCUCACACUAGGCUGCCAUCACUUGUGAGGAGCUGCAGAGGAGGAGGAACUCACAAGUGUGAAAAAUUCAUACUAAAUGUUGAAAUAUUAACAUGUUGCUUAAAUGGGAUUUAGAUUUAGCCGCGCAUGUGGCAAACUUGUUUUAUUGUCUUAUCUUGCAGCCAAUUUAAAAUACUUGAAUUAUAUUGAAAUGUAUUUGUCUUAUUAAUUGUGGAGAGUGUGUGGGCUGUCUGUCAAGUUCUUUGAAAUAUUUUUAUGUAAAAUAAAGUCUGCUGCAAUGUCUUGAUUCCUUUUUAAUUUUCUUGUGUCUUUGUUUUUUUCUUUUCUUUUUUUUUUUUUUUUUUUUGCUAUGGAUUAGCCCCAGUUUAUUUACUGAUAAAUUGAUACGUGUAAGUUUUAAUUUUUUACUUUUGACAAUUUUCAUGGAUUUGGUUUUCACAGGCCUUGGGUUUUCAUGUCUGAGAAAUAAAACUUGUCUCUUGGUAGAUUGAAGGGGGGGGAAUUGCCCACAGAUAAAACCCUGCUCAUACAUGAAUAGAUUGUCUUCUGUUAAAGUUUUAACUUGUAUUCCUGGUCUGCCUUACAUAAGCCAUUAAAUCACAGGAAAUGCAAUAAAGGCUCUA
Messenger RNA from Cyprinodon tularosa, 2022 nucleotides. It is a transcript of the gene ccnp, whose product is annotated as cyclin P. The record is from RefSeq and is a predicted model, not a curated record. Gene Ontology annotation, biological process: regulation of cyclin-dependent protein serine/threonine kinase activity; mitotic cell cycle phase transition. The coding region runs from base 118 to 1374 and encodes 418 amino acids. The transcript is spliced from 9 exons. Gene Ontology annotation, cellular component: nucleus; cyclin-dependent protein kinase holoenzyme complex; centrosome. Gene Ontology annotation, molecular function: cyclin-dependent protein serine/threonine kinase regulator activity. NCBI's taxonomy places the organism in Eukaryota, Metazoa, Chordata, Actinopteri, Cyprinodontiformes, Cyprinodontidae.